AUGGCGGCUCUAUUUGCCUGUACAAAAUGUCAUAAAAGACAUUCUUUUGAAGAACUCAGUACUGAUGAACAACUCUGUCAAGUUUGUGUUUUGUUUGACUGUAGUUUAAAUUUUAUUUUGUGUUUUCAUUUGAGUUUUCUGUUGAGUUUUCAUAUUAUUUUUUUUCUCUUAUUUUGUUCAGACUUUAAUCUGUGCUCAAGUUCAAUCUGCAAAGGUUGCAGUCACUUUUCGAAACUGCAUGGAAAGCCAAAAGCUUGUGAUUACUGCAAAGAGAUAGCAGCAUUUGUGGGCAACAAGUGUCAAAGAUGUACUCACCAGGAAAAGAAAUAUGGACAGCCGAAGUUGUGCGAAAGGUGCAAAAAUGUUUGUGCCUUUGAUCGGGGUAUAGAAUAUCGGAAGACCAUGGAAGGGAAACUUCUGUGCUGGCUGUGCAUUGUUGCCUACAAAAGAAUGUAUAAAAAGCAGAAGAAGCUUGAAUCUUCUAGCAGCAAGAAUACGAGUAGUAAAUGUUCACCAUUCAUCAACAACAACUCGUCCACUCCAACUAUGGGGCAGUUUGAGUUCGACUUUGGGUCGGGCGAGCACAUGACGACCAUAACACAGUUGAAGGAAACUAUCGAAUCUCUCAAGAGGCAGCUUCAGGCUAAGGAUCAAGUUAUAUUGCAGAAAGAUCAAAAAAUAACAGAGUUGAAGGCCCACCAGUUUGAGACGGAGAAAGAGAUGAGGAGCAAGGUGUUGCAACUUCAGAAAGGUCACGAUGAGACAGUUGAGAACAUGCAAGUUAGCUAUUCCAUUGUAUUGAUGAUCAUAUUAGGCUGUCUACGCACGUGCGCACGCACACACCAACAUUUUUUCAUAGAUAAAUAUCUUUUUAUACUCACAAAUUAA
Messenger RNA from Helobdella robusta, 888 nucleotides. RefSeq lists its product as hypothetical. The transcript is spliced from 5 exons. NCBI's taxonomy places the organism in Eukaryota, Metazoa, Annelida, Clitellata, Rhynchobdellida, Glossiphoniidae. Bases 1 to 888 code for a protein of 295 amino acids. The record is from RefSeq and is a predicted model, not a curated record.